Molecule: messenger RNA, 903 nt
Organism: Talaromyces rugulosus
Lineage: Eukaryota; Fungi; Ascomycota; Eurotiomycetes; Eurotiales; Trichocomaceae
Exons: 4
Coding region: 1-903 (300 amino acids)
Biological process (GO): transport
Molecular function (GO): transmembrane transporter activity
Source: RefSeq, a predicted model, not a curated record
AUGUCAUCCGACUUCUGGGCCGGAUAUAUCAGCGGGGCUGGGGGUAUACUCAUAGGCAAUCCGCUAGACCUCAUCAAAGUUCGUUUGCAAGCUGGGCAGGCAAGGGACCCGCUUCUCGCUAGUCCGCAGGCUCGUGGUGGUAGUUAUCUCGAAGCCGCAACAUCAUUUGCUAGGGGUGCCGCUGCCCCGAUUCUGGGAUAUGGAGCGCUGAAUGCUAUCCUCUUCGUGGCUUAUAACCGGACCCUUAAAGCCCUGGACCCUUCGAUCUCGGACCCGACCAGUAUUGAUGAAGUAUCUCUGACAAAGAUCUGGCUGGCCGGUGCCACUGGUGGCAUGGCUAGUUGGAUAGUCUCGUCACCAACGGAACUGAUCAAGUGUCGCGCCCAGCUAAGUCGAGAUCGCCACACCUCAUCAUGGUCAAUUGCGCGAGAUAUGUUUCGGGCGAAUGGAAUACGGGGUUUUUACUUUGGGGGUUUGAUCACGAGUAUCAGAGACUCUGUAGGGUACGGGUUUUACUUCUGGUCUUACGAGCUAUGCAAGCGUAGCAUGUCCUCUCCUGACGAUACUGCUCACCAAGAAACCCUGAAGGUCUUGGCUUGCGGCGGCAUUGCUGGCAUUGCUACGUGGACUUCGAUAUUCCCACUUGAUGUAGUCAAGACGAGAUUACAGACUCAACCAUUGGAUACAAUACCAAGAGGCCAAGCAUCACAAACGCAACCCCUUGUGCGAUCUUCUGACACGCGAGUGCUUGGCUCUUGGGAGAUUGCGCGACAGGCAUAUCGCACCGAGGGCCUCCGGGUGUUUGUUCGUGGGUUAGGCACAUGCAAUAUCCGUGCAUUCAUAGUGAAUGCGGUUCAAUGGGCGGCAUAUGAAUGGUUGAUGAAAGAAUUCAAUAAGCAUUAG